AUGCUGACUGGCAAGGCGCACCCCGGGCCGGGGGCAUUGGCGGCCCCCGCCAUGCGCCGCGUCGCGCCCGUGAAGCGCAUCCCGGUGCGCGUGGCCGCGUCGGGGAGCGUCCAGGCGCCGCCGGAGACGCCCAGCAAGGGAUCUGCGGAAGGCCCCACGAUCGUCGACAAGCAAGUCUUACACAGUUUGACUGAUACUGGGCGUGAGGUGAUAGGGAGCAUGGACGAGUUCAUCAGGACAGACGUUACAAAGAUGCUGAGGCCUGUUUCAAAAUCCUGGCAGCCAGCCGAUUUUCUUCCUUUGCCUGAAUCGUCGGAUUUCAUUGACCAGGUUGUGGAAUUGAGGACAAGGGUUCAGUGUCUGCCCACAGAAUACCUGGUGGUGCUAGUGGGUGAUAUGAUCACUGAGGAAGCAUUGCCAACAUACAUGGCGAUGCUCAAUACGCUGGAAGGCGUGUGUGAUGAGACUGGGGCCAGCCUGACCCCGUGGGCACAAUGGACUCGGCAGUGGACUGCUGAAGAAAAUAGACAUGGCGACCUCUUGAACAAAUAUUUGUAUCUUUCAGGGAGGGUGGACUUGAGAAAGAUAGAAACCACCAUUCAGAACUUGAUUGGCACUGGCAUGGAUCCCAAAACAGACAACAAUCCGUACCUGGGCUUCAUCUACACAUCUUUCCAGGAGAGAGCAACGAAGAUUUCCCAUGGGAAUACAGCAAACCAUGCCCUGGAGUAUGGCGAUGAUGUGCUGGCAAAGAUCUGUGGAACCAUCGCAUCUGAUGAGUCACGCCACGAAAUUGCAUACACAAAGAUUGUUGAUGAGCUGUUCCGUCUUGACCCAUCUGGCACGAUGUUGGCAUUUGCUGACAUGAUGCGCAAGCAGAUUGUUAUGCCUGCCCACUGGAUGAAUGACAAUGAACAUCAAGACAAGAACAAGAGGAGCCUGUUCGCAGACUUUUCAGCUGUUGCAGAGCGGUUGAAGGUAUACACUGCUAUGGACUAUGCCGACAUCAUGGAGCAUCUGAUCAAGCGCUGGAAUGUGGGAAAUAUCCGUGGCCUCUCUGCGGAUGCUGAAGCAGCCCAGGACUACUUGUGUGCCCUGCCACCCAGAAUCCGGAAAAUCUCAGAGAGAGCAGCUGGCCGUCGAGUGAGGGGUAAACCAGUGCAUGCGAGCUUCAGCUGGGUGUUUGACGAAUCUGUGCUGCUGCACGGCAGCUCGGUGUAG
This is a messenger RNA of Ostreobium quekettii, 1221 nucleotides long. The record is from the annotation of a GenBank genome assembly. Lineage: Eukaryota; Viridiplantae; Chlorophyta; Ulvophyceae; Bryopsidales; Ostreobiaceae.